GGCGGCGCGGCGGCGCCGUGCGCAUGUGCGGGGCCCAUGGCGAGACAAGGGGCCGAAGGCGCGCAGGGCCCGAGGCCGAGAGGGCUCUGAAGGCCGUGAGGCUGCUCCGCUCCCGCCCCGCUGAUGCCCGAGGGAGCCGAGCCAUGAAGGGGCAGCAAAAAGCAGCCGAGACCGAGGAGGGGACGGUGCAGAUCCAGGAAGGCUCGGUGGCCACGGGCGAGGACCCCACGAGCGUGGCCAUCGCCAGCAUCCAAUCGGCCGCCACCUUCCCCGACCCCGGCGUCAAGUAUGUGUUCAGGACCGAGGGCGGCGGCACGCAGGUGAUGUACCGGGUGAUCCAGGUGGCUGACGGGCAGCUGGACGCGCAGACCGAGGGCACCAGCGCCAUCAGCGGCUACCCGGCCACACAGUCCAUGACACAGGCGGUGAUCCAGGGCGCGUUCACGAGCGAGGACGCGGUGGAGACGGAGGCGGCUCCCACCGAGACUCACUACACCUACUUCCCCGCCGCGGGCGUGGCCGACGGCGCCGCCGCCACCGCCGCCACCGCCGCCACCGCCGUGGUCACCACGCAGAGCUCCGAGGCGCUGCUGGGCCAGCCCACGCCCACAGGGCAGUUUUUCGUGAUGAUGUCACCACAGGAGGUGCUCCCGGGGGGGGCCCAGCGCUCCAUCGCCCCCCGCGCACACCCCUACUCCCCGAAGUCGGAGGCUCCCCGAGCCACGCGGGACGAGAAGCGCCGGGCACAGCACAACGAAGUGGAGCGCCGGCGCCGGGACAAGAUCAACAACUGGAUCGUGCAGCUCUCCAAGAUCAUCCCCGACUGCUCCAUGGAGAACACCAAAUCCGGACAGAGCAAGGGCGGGAUCCUGUCCAAGGCCUGCGACUACAUCCAGGAGCUGCGGCAGAGCAACCUGCGCCUGAGCGAGGAGCUGCAGGGCCUGGACCAGCUGCAGAUGGACAACGAGGUGCUGCGGCAGCAGGUGGAGGAGCUGAAGAACAAGAACCUGCUGCUGCGGGCGCAGCUGCGCCAGCACGGGCUGGAGAUCGUCAUCAAGAACGACACCCACUGACCCCCGAAACCCCAAACGCACCCCAAAACCCACCCCCGCCACCCCAAAACCCCCCCGGGACCCCAAAACCCACCCCCCGCACCCCAAAACCCCCCCGGGACCCCAAAACCCCCCCCGGGACCCCAAAAUCCACCCCGGGACCCCAAAACCCCCCCGGGACCCCAAAACCCCCCCCCGCACACCAAAACCCCCCCCGGGACCCCAAAACCCCCCCGGGACCCCAAAAUCCACCCCGGGACCCCAAAACCCCCCCCGGGACCCCAAAACCCCCCCGGGACCCCAAAAUCCACCCCCCGCACCCCAAAAACCCACCCCGGAACCCCAACCCCCCCCCCCCCCCGGGACCCCAAAACCGCCCCGGGACCCCAAAAACUCCCAGGGAACCCCCCCCAAACCCCCCCCCCCACAGCCCCUCCCCCCGCGCUCGGUUCUGCCCCUCCCCCCCAAUCAUGUGACCCCUCCCCCACCCCAAAAUUCCCCCCAAAAUCCCCCCAAAAUGUCGCCCCCCGCACCCCAAAAUUCACCCCCCACGCUCUCGGCCCGGUGGGCGCCGCCCCCGCCCCUCCCCCACCCAAUUUUGGGACCCCCCUCCCCUAAAAUUUGGGGCCCCUCCCCCCCCCAAAAUGGGAUUUGGGGUCGCCCCUCCCCCCGCGGCCCCCGGGGGGGGUUUUGGGGUUUGGGGGGGGAGGGGAUUUUUGGGGGGGGUUUGGGGUGUUGGGACCCUCACGCCCCCUCCCCCACCCCCCCCUUUUUGCCCCUCCCCCCCCCCCCCCCGCCCCUCCCCCUCCCCCCCCCCCCCCUCUCCCGCGGGGUUUUGGGAUUUUUUUUUUUUUUUUUUAAAACUCUCGGAAUUGCGGAAAAAAAAAGAGAAAAAAACCAAAAAGGAAAAAAAAAAUAAUCCAGGAAAAAAGAAAAAAAAG
Vidua chalybeata is the source of this 1993-nucleotide messenger RNA. RefSeq names its product upstream transcription factor 1 (gene USF1). Gene Ontology annotation, molecular function: DNA-binding transcription factor activity, RNA polymerase II-specific; RNA polymerase II cis-regulatory region sequence-specific DNA binding; protein dimerization activity. The record is from RefSeq and is a predicted model, not a curated record. The coding region runs from base 24 to 1073 and encodes 349 amino acids. The transcript has 11 exons. Gene Ontology annotation, biological process: regulation of transcription by RNA polymerase II. Lineage: Eukaryota; Metazoa; Chordata; Aves; Passeriformes; Viduidae.